CCUCAGUGGCAGUGGCUCAGUGCUCAGUCCUCACUGGACGAGUGGACGCAGAUAUAAAUAAUAAUAACGAAAUAUCAAAUAUUGGAAUAUUAGCAAUUAGCAUUCAUUUGUUCUAGCUAUUUGUGCUAUUAGGUACCCAUUCGAAUAGGUAGUACGAUGUCUUGUAGCUGGGUGAGGUUAGGGUAGGUUAUCUUGCCAUUAAUGUAAACUUUACUUUAAAGCCACUUACCUAUAAUUGGCUAUUACCUAGUAAUACCAUUGUAAAUACAAUAUUAUAUUUUUCAUUAAAUAAUUGUCAUCAAAUAUUUUUAUUUUAAAUAGUGACAACUAUGGAACACACGAAUAAUUAUUAAUUUUGUAGGACCACUAAAGUCGUAUCACAGCUGAUUAUAAUAAUAUAUUAUCACAGACUAGAACUAGGUAUUUUGAAUUUUCUAUGUAAAUAUUGUAAACGACUGUUGAGCGUUUACUUUAAAUUCGUUUUUUAUUGUUCAAUACCCAACAGGUUUGAAUACCUACUCGUUUAUUUGAGUCUCCAUCGUUUAAUUCUUGGCAUAUCGUGGAAUUACCAACUAUAAACGUAAUUUAACUAUUUAUUCGAGUAUUUUAAGUUAACCACAGAAUUGUAUCAAUAUGACCGACCCUCAUAGUUCAAAUACUAACGUUUAUCAAGGUGGUGGUCAUUUUGAAUUUUCUUCUGAAAAAAAUUGGGGUGUAGAGCAAGAAGAUUGUAGGAUAUUUGAUUCUAUUGAUAUGACACAUCUAGCUGCAAGUAUAGCUAGUGUGCCAUUUAAUAUCCAACAUAACAUACCUGUCGAACUAUUUACUGUGGAACAAUUAGAAGAAUUUGAAGUAGAAUCAUCUCUUGCAUUGAGCCGACAUAUAUCACAAAGCAGAUCAAAAUCAUUAAAUAUUAAAUCUGUCUUGCCAACUUCAAUUGUUAGUAAUCAAGCAUCCACUGACAAAAAUAGCUUAAUUUUGAAAAAUUAUUCUAAUUCAGAAGUUAAUAAUGUUCCUUUUGAUUGUGAGUCUCAACCUAAUGUAGAAUUAGAAGAAAUAUUGGGAAAUAUGAAACCUCUAAUGAACAUACUACAAGAUGAAAUAAAUACAGUUUCUAGUAUAGAUACAAGUGAAGCUGACUCUAUAAUAAUUGAAAAUCAAAAGAUAUCCGUUGAAGAUGAUUGUAAAACUGAAAUGGUGAUUCAUGAUUCAGGGCAUUGGCUUGAUUCCAUGUUAGAUAGUGAUGAAUAAAAAUUAAAUUGUAUUUUUCAAUUAUUAAUACAUUUUAAAUACUUAUUUAUCUAAGUUAUUUUGUAUUCUGUACACACUGCUACCCACAAUGUUGUGCAAUCAUUAUUCUUCAAUUGAAAUAAAUUCAAAAAUCAUUACCAAGA
Messenger RNA from Myzus persicae (green peach aphid), 1394 nucleotides. RefSeq lists its product as uncharacterized. The record is from RefSeq and is a predicted model, not a curated record. Lineage: Eukaryota; Metazoa; Arthropoda; Insecta; Hemiptera; Aphididae. The coding region runs from base 634 to 1251 and encodes 205 amino acids. The transcript has 6 exons.